Messenger RNA from Penicillium waksmanii, 651 nucleotides. Its product is annotated as Endomembrane protein 70-like protein. The transcript has a single exon. The record is from RefSeq and is a predicted model, not a curated record. NCBI's taxonomy places the organism in Eukaryota, Fungi, Ascomycota, Eurotiomycetes, Eurotiales, Aspergillaceae. Bases 1 to 651 code for a protein of 216 amino acids.
AUGGCUGCAGUGGCAAUCCACCAUCUGCAGCCGCCGCCUUUAGCACUUUUCUCGAUUAGUGGCAUUUUGACGUUUCAACAUCCUUUCUUCAAUUCGUCAAUCAAACUUGAUCAGAAUUUGGCGCAAGCGGACAUUACUCCUUAUCUCUCGGGCGCGGUGACCGUUGGUUACAACCCUGCUUAUGACGAAUGGGCUUUCGAUCCCGAGAUGUUGACUCCAUCGUCUUCGAUGAGAAAUCACAAUUAUGUUCGCCCCACCAAGCCAGCGACAAUGUCUUCUACGGAUGCAAGAAGUUAUCAACGCCGUAAGCUCUACGAAUUUUUCGUGAACAAAAACAUGUACGUCGAAAUGGUAGAAGGGGUGGAUCUAGGAUUCGAUUGGGCAACUGAGCGGCACAACAAGUGGAAUGAUUGGCCUCCUACAAUUAUCGUCCAGGGUGAUAACGAUGAUGAUGUGAAUAAAGAUGUCGCAAUUUAUGUUGCUAAGCUGCUUGGCGAAAAAGCCAAGCUUUUCCUAGCUGAAAGAAAAGGCCAUAUGUUCGAAGCAACUGCUUUUCUGGAUGACGAGGUUGAGGGAUUAGACGUCGUGAGAAGAGCCGCUCGGGAGCUGGAAAAUGUCAUCGAAAGGAGUAAUUACCCUGGCCUGGUCUGA